Messenger RNA from Saccostrea echinata, 5261 nucleotides. RefSeq names its product girdin-like. The transcript has 28 exons. The record is from RefSeq and is a predicted model, not a curated record. Bases 144 to 4973 code for a protein of 1609 amino acids. Lineage: Eukaryota; Metazoa; Mollusca; Bivalvia; Ostreida; Ostreidae.
GAUCAGAAGCGGUGGAGAGCACGGCAAUCUUUUGUGUGUGAAUUGCUAGGCUAGUUGUAUGAAAAUUAUGUGAAAGAUAUUUUCUAGAGAAUGUUUUAAAGAUACGGUGUUCUUCUGACAUGUGUUUGGGGUAAAGCAAAGGAAUGGCAGCGCCCGAGACGCCCCGACUCCUGGACAGUCCGUCGGACAUUCGUAAGGAGAUUGACAGAAAGCUAGUGGACGAUGGCCUCAGUGCGCAGUGUCCGGAGGAGGAAAAACUGUUGUAUGUCUGGAGGCUUUAUCAACACACAGAGACGGACUUGCAGCGAGCCAUUGAAAAUGAAGAAAAACUUAAACUGGCUCAGACGGCUGAGAUGCAGGAGGUGGAAAACUACGUCGAACACAUCCGACAUCUGUCAGACGAGCGAGAGGCACUCAUUCAAGAACUCGAGACUGAGAAUGAUCAGCUCAAACAGGAAAUAGACUCGCUCAAACAGGACCAGAAUGCUGCAGCACUGAGGGAUGAAACUGCUGAGAUGCUCAUACAGCAGGGCCUAGAGGAGAUUGCCAGUGUCUCCACCAGUGAGCAGAUCGCAUUUCUGCUCGUCGAGCGAGCUCGGCUUCUGGAUGAACUGGAGGCUGAGCAAAAUAGGACAAUGACCCCAUCUGUGACCCCUGCCCUGACUGAUACAACCUGUCCCCAGACCCCAGGACUGAGUACCCCAGGGAUAAACACGCCUGGACCAUCAGAAGAUGGGAGGAUGUCAGCUGUUGAGUUUGAGCAGACGCUGGAGCGAGAGCGAACUCAAUUUGAGGAGGAACUCAGUCAUUCACGUGAGAGUAUAAAAAACCUGAAGGAGAGGCUAAAGAGGGAACAUGAGGAGGAAAUCAAUGCACUGAUGGAGGAAAACAAUAAACUCGAGGAUGAUUAUGAGGAGGCAAAAGCCAAGAUGGAGGAACUAGAAAAGGAAGUGAAAAAAUUGCGGGAAGAUCUCCAGACAUUACAGAAAGAAAAAGAGCAGAAAGAAAAGUCAGACUCUGAUUCCCGGUCCUCUACCCCUGCCAAUGUCUUCAGCGGCCGUCCUCCUAGCCCAGCCCGGUCACCAAAUGACAUUGCCAUCCGUAACAUCAUCCAAGAAAAGACCAAGAUAGAAAGUGAGCUUGUACAGAUCAAAUCUCAGAGCCGGACAGUACAGAAUGAGAAUACAGAACUCAAAACCAAGGUGACCUCACUCACAGAAGAGGUACAGGAGCUACAGAUUUCUGUUCAGCAGUUACAGAUGAAGAACAAAAGUCUGAGAUCAGAACUGGAGGAGGCCGAGAACCAGUUAGAGGAGGCUGAGACUGCCAGUGAAGAGGUUAUGAAAGAUAGGGAUGAGAUGAAGUUACGGCUAGGAAGUCUGGAAAAAGAGGUCAAAACUUUACGAGCUGAAGCUCAGAAAACUCACUCUUUACAGGACUCCGUCCAAAUUCUUAACCAGGAAAAGUGUGAUUUAACUAAUGAACUUGAUACAAUAAAACGUGAACUUGAUGAAUCACAGACUGAAAAAGAAAGAUUAGCCAAUCAAAAAUUAGCUCUCAGUAAGGAAGAGAUUCGCUUAACAGAAGAGAAUCAAACUCUGAAGUCAGAGCUGGAAACGUUAAAGUGUUCACACGAAGAAAUACAGGACCAGAAGAACGAGUUAAAUCAGACAUUAACAUUACUCGAUAAAACAAACUCUGAAUUAGACACUCUUAGGUCAGAGAAGUUUGAGUUAACUUGUCGAUCAGAAAAAUUAACAAAGGAAAAUAAAGACUUGUUAAAUCAAGUGGAAAGUCUUCAGGGAGAAUUGGAGCGGUUACAGAUGGACGGACAGGAACUAUCUAAACAACAGAUCAUAGUUGGUCACAUGAGAGACCAGGUUCAGAAAUUAACCAAAGAAGUUAGUGAUUUAAAAGAAAACCUACAGGAAAAAGAAAAAGCUGAAAAGGAUCUCACUAAAACCAUUGAAGCACAAGAGGCAGAAAUUAGUAGGUUAAAAAGUGACACAGACAAUCUGAAACAUGUUCAUGAAAAAGAAAAAGCAGACAUUCAGGAAGAACACAAUAAUGAAAUAGAAGAUCUAAAAAUGAAACUCCAACUAACUUUACAAGAGUUGUCACGUUCAAAACAGAUGCUGGACGAUGAACGAAGUCAGUGCUCAGAGGUUGAGGUCAAAGCUCGUGACCUUGAGGUGCUCUUAGAAGAAAUGCAAAAAACUAAUAGUGCUUAUGAGAAAAAAUUAGAUGAAGUGUCUCAUUUAGAACAGAGAGUGAAAGAUUUAGAAAAAUUAGUGUCUGAAAAAUGUGAUAUUGAGGACCAACUUGAGGAUAAGAAUCGUGAAAUCUCAGAACUGGAACAGGAAAUUGAGGAGUUUGAGAGUAUUAAGUUAGAGUUGGAGGACACACAUGAAAGUCUGGACAAAGAGAAAGUCAUUCGUGCCAAACUAGAGGCAACGGUCCGAGAUCUAGAGCAGAUUCUGGAUGAUCAGAGGACAGAUCAUGAAAAUAUUCAACGUCAGUUCACAAAUAAGGUGCAAUCACUGGAAAGCCAGGUACGGGGUCUACAAGACGAUCUGUUUGCAGCACAGGAGGAACUCCAGGUUACAAUGGAGAAACACGAGCAGGAACUUGAGGAAGCUAGGGCAGCACAUAUUGAAAUUCAGGAGCGGAUUGAAGCAGAGAAACAGAAGCAUGUUUUACAAUCUAGUCCAGAAGUUCAGGGGGCUGACCAGAGAAUAGAGGCCCAAAAAAUUGAGAAUCUAGAAAAGCAGAUAGAAACCAUGAAGACUCGUUUGACUGAGACUCAAGUUCAACUUGACAAGGUCACACAGGAAAAGUUUACCUCAGAGAAAGAAAUCAAGAUCCUCCGAGACUCGCUAAAGCAGAAAGAAGGAGACAUGAAGGAGUUGGAGGCAUUGAGGCUUGAGCUCAGUCAAGCACGACGGGAGGUGGAACAUUUACAACUGUCCACAAAAUAUGACAGUGAGGAGCGCCAGAAACACGUGGACAGAAUCCGGUCCCUAGAAGAGCUGUCCAAACAACUAGAACUGGACAACAGGGAGCUGGCCACCAAGCUUCAGGAGUCAUUACAACAAAUCACCCACAUGGAGGACCAGUUAAAACGGGAGAGACAGAGAAACACCGACAAUCAGUACAUGAACCACCGUCAUGUAGGUCAGAUAGAGGCUGACCUUGACGAAGCAACCAAACAGGUCAGACAACUCAAGGACGACCUACAGAAAAAACAGACCUACAUCAUGAAGUUGGAGGCUGACACCAUAGGAAAUGCUGCUAAAUAUGACAGUACAAUAUCCCGGCUUGAGUCAGAGCUGAGCGAGACAAAACAGUUCCAUAAGAAGGAAAUGGAAGCAGUGACGGAACGUCUUGAGACAAUGAGCAAAGACAACAAGGAGUUAAGGAACCAACUCAGGGGGCGAGAACAGGAGUAUCAAAGUUCCUCUCAGGAUUUAAAUCGUUACAAAGGGACAGCAGAUCGUCUGGAAUCCCAAAUCCAGACGGAAAUCAAAAUCCGGACAGACCUGGAGAACAGGAACACAGCUCUGGAUAAAGAAAUCUCAAAAGAGGAAUUUCCUAACUUAAGAGUGUGGAGCCAGGUAAGGUCACUAAUGGAGAAAAAUGCCAGCCUGGAGGCCGCCAAGAGGAGUUUGGAAGAUGAACUAGAGAGGAAGAAUUCCAACACAAAGUUCGCCGAGACCACUCUGUCCCAGGCUUCAGCCAGCCAUGAAGUAGCUGUUAAAGCGUUACAGUCCAAGGCGGACACAGCUGAGAAAAGGGAAACGAAAGCUAAGCCUUUUGUGGUUAAAGCUGAGAAGCUACAGCAGGACCUUGAGGGGAUGACCUUUAAAUUGAAGACAGUAGAGCAUCAGCUGAGUCAGGCCGAGGAACUGAGGAACGAGUUACAGGACAAAAAGGAACAGGUGGCAACCUUACGGAACCAGCUAGAGGCUGAGAAACUCCAGAGAACUUUGUUGGAUCAAACUGUUGCAGAAUUAAAACACCAGGUGUCACUUCUGAAGUCUCGUGAAUCCAAAGUUAUGGACCAGAAUCGUGAGUUACAGCACACGAUGAUCGACAUGGAAACCAAACUGGAUGACAUGCAUGAACGGAAUCAGACUGCUCUAGAUAUGGACUCGGAGAGCUGGGAGGAAAACGGUGUAGAGCAAAAACAUUAUACAGAAGUCGGAAAGCGAGGCCUGCUAGACCAGAUUCACAAACUCCAGAAAGAGGUCAAAGAUUUACAGUAUGAACUUCUGACAGUCAACGAACGACGAGAAAUACAGGAAAGAAAGUACGAGGAUCGUAAAAUGAAGACAAAGGUCAAACUAAUGAGAGCAAGAGAAUUUUAUGCCAAGGAGCGAACUCGUAUGCAGGAACAGCUGAGGCAAUAUGAUGAUGACCUGAGACUGACUCGCUCAACACUCAGGAAAGAGAUGGACUGGAAAGAAAAGAUGGAAAAGAAUUAUCAGACAGUUAAUCGAGAAAAACGUGAAUACCUCACUCAGCUGUCCGAUAUGGAGGAAGCCGUCCGCGAGAAGACUCGUAUGGUCUCCAUGUUACAGGUCCGCACCAAAUUCCUAGAAGAGGAGAAUUCCCGUUUACAGGAUCGUAUAGACUCUAUCACCAAACAGAAGCAGGGCUUAGAUAAACUCGUCAAAGAAUACAAACUCACUGGCAAGGACAGGGACGUUCACUUGUCGAGGCUCAGUUCGGACAGUCGACCUCACAGUUUGACGGGAGGGACGAGUGGGAUUGGGAACAGCGUCGACUCGAGCUGGGUCAAUGAGCAGGAUCAUUACAUCGAUCCGUAUCUGGGUUAUCGCAAUACGCAAUCUUCUAAUCUGGUGAUCAGUAACUACCUCAGCCGGAGCUACGAGCCACACAGUCACGCAGUGGAUCUAUAUCGCGGGGAAACGGGAAGUGAGGAAUCCUACAGUAGGGAAUUCGAUACCUGACUUAAACCAUCAACUUAUCAUCAGUGUUGACCAAUCAAAAGCCAUUAUUUUAACCAUAAACACAUCACAUGACUUGAUACAUUCCAUGCCAAACGUUGCUUUUUUUUCACCACCUGGUGAUGUAUAUAGGCAGUUUGUGCCAUUCCUUUUACAUUAAUGCAGUAGAAUAAAUAAAUUAUAUACAUGUAUAAAGUUUAUUUUUAAAACUUAAUUGUGAUCAAGAAUGUGAUAAAUUAUUUUUAUUUAUUGAUUAGUUUACUGUUAUAGUAUUAGUAUAAUUGAUUAGAG